UCCGGAAGACCCGGAGGAAGACAGAGAUUGGAGGUUCAGGCAGUGACGUAACUUUCUGCCUUAGGUGGCCUUCCGCUCUGGCGGCUGUUGGGACAGGGGUUCAGGGAAUAUUUACUGGGGCUCCACGCUCCCUCUGCUCUUGGAAGUGCCAUGAGGUCAGUAAGCUACGUGCAGCGCGUGGCGCUGGAGUUCAGCGGGAGCCUUUUCCCGCACGCAAUCUGCCUUGGAGACGUUGAUAACGAUACGUUAAAUGAGCUGGUGGUGGGAGACACCAGCGGGAAGGUGUCUGUGUAUAAAAAUGAUGACAGUCGGCCAUGGCUCACCUGUUCCUGCCAGGGAAUGCUGACUUGCGUCGGGGUUGGAGACAUUUGCAAUAAAGGAAAGAACCUGUUGGUGGCAGUGAGUGCUGAAGGCUGGUUUCAUUUGUUUGACCUGACACCUGCUAAGGUGUUGGAUGCUUCUGGGCACCACGAGACACCAAUGGGAGAGGAGCAGCGUCCAGUCUUCAAGCAGCACGUCCCUGCCAACACCAAGGUCAUGCUGAUCAGCGACAUCGAUGGAGAUGGGUGUUGUGAGCUGGUGGUGGGUUACACAGACCGUGUGGUGCGAGCUUUCCGCUGGGAGGAGCUAGGUGAGGGUCCCGAACAUCUGACAGGGCAGCUGGUGUCCCUCAAGAAAUGGAUGCUAGAGGGUCAGGUGGACAGCCUCUCAGUGACUCUGGGGCCACUGGGUGUUCCUGAACUGAUGGUGUCUCAGCCAGGCUGUGCUUAUGCAAUUCUGCUGUGUACCUGGAAAAAGGACACUGGGUCCCCUCCUGCCUCUGAAGGGGCCACAGAUGGCAGUAGGGAGGCCCCAGCUGCCCGAGAUGUGGUGCUGCACCAGACAUCUGGCCGUAUCCACAACAAGAACGUCUCCACUCACCUAAUCGGCAAUAUCAAACAAGGCCACAGCACUGAGAAUGCUGGCUCUGGCCUCUUUGCCCUGUGCACUCUGGAUGGGACGCUGAAGCUCAUGGAGGAAGCAGACAAGCUGCUAUGGUCAGUGCAGGUUGAUCACCAGCUCUUCGCCCUGGAGAAAUUAGAUGUCACUGGCAACGGGCACGAGGAGGUAGUUGCAUGUGCCUGGGAUGGACAGACAUACAUUAUUGAUCACAACCGCACCGUCGUCCGCUUCCAAGUGGAUGAAAACAUCCGUGCCUUCUGUGCAGGCUUGUACGCCUGCAAAGAGGGCCACAACAGCCCCUGUCUCGUAUACGUCACUUUCAACCAGAAGAUCUAUGUGUACUGGGAGGUGCAGCUGGAGCGGAUGGAGUCUACUAAUCUGAUAAAACUGCUGGAGACCAAGCCGGAGUACCACAGCCUGCUGCAGGAGCUGGGCGUUGAUCCUGACGACCUCCCUGUGGCUCGUGCCCUGCUUCACCAAACGCUCUACCAUCCGGACCAGCCACCACAGUACGCUCCCUCAAGCCUCCAGGAUCCCACCUAGCUGUACUUGCCUCAUAGUUGGUGAAGGAUUCUUCUGAACCCCCACCCUACCCCCUAAAGGUAUCUGUGGUAUUGGCAGGAUAGGGAAUAUGCAUUACAGAAGUGCAGGAUUUCACUCUGGGUGUGAAAGAUGGCAGCAGCCCUAGGAUGACCACAAACUAUAGACCUUGCAGUCUUUUUGGUGAAA
Messenger RNA from Sapajus apella (tufted capuchin), 1671 nucleotides. RefSeq names its product integrin alpha FG-GAP repeat containing 2 (gene ITFG2). NCBI's taxonomy places the organism in Eukaryota, Metazoa, Chordata, Mammalia, Primates, Cebidae. The transcript has 12 exons. Bases 151 to 1485 code for a protein of 444 amino acids. Gene Ontology annotation, cellular component: KICSTOR complex. The record is from RefSeq and is a predicted model, not a curated record. Gene Ontology annotation, biological process: regulation of TOR signaling. Gene Ontology annotation, molecular function: protein binding.